AUAAUUCAGGUCCCUUUCUCUCCCUCACACUGACUUUUAGUUCUCUUCGAUUCCACCCCCCUUUCGUGCUCGUGCUUCUUUCUUCUUCCUCUUCUUCUUCUUCCAACCCUUCGCCCGUGUCGAAUUCACCGCACGUGCACAAUUCGUGCGCUCCCUCUCUCUCUCUCUCUCUCUCACCGACAUCGUUCAAUUCCCCUCUCCUUUAAUCUCAUCGGACCACAAUCGCCGAUCGUCGCGCAUCUACCUCCGGAACUUGCCGACCGAUUCCUCUCCCGCGAUCGCUGCCGCUUCUCCCCACAGUGUGGAGGAAUGAGUAGCAGGUGGAAAGGCGAGGACUUGAGAGAGUAAUGCGGUUCUUGGUUGUUGGGAGAUGAAUGUGCAGGCGCAUAUGUCGUCGGGGGCAGGCCAGGUGCAGAACCAGGCCGGGCUGCCGCAGCCCCAGCAGAACGGGAGCACGCUCGCUCAGCAAAUGCAUAAUCUGGCCACUGGCGCUGCCGCCACUGGCGGUGGCCUCCGCACGCUGUUCACCGUGGAGCCGGAGAUGGGUAGAGCACGCGCCUCUAUGCAAGAGAAGAUCUUUAAUAUAUUACUUCAGCGGCAGAGGCAGCAGCCACCUCUUAAUGAUCACGAAAAAAGGAAGUUUAAGGAUAUUGUGAAACGUUUAGAGGAGGGUUUAUUAAGAGCUGCUCAUACAAAGGAGGAUUACAUGAACCUUGACACUCUAGAGAGCCGCUUGCAAGGUUUGAUUAGACGCUCACAAUUGAAUAGUCAGAACCAACAGUAUCCGCAGCUUGUUAAUUCUUCCUCUCCUAUUGGUACAAUGAUACCAACACCUGGUAUGUCACACAGUGGGAAUUCAACUAUGAUUGUUGCAUCUUCUGUGGAUACUUCGAUGAUUUCUGCUAGUGGACCUAAUAGCAUAGCACCUACAUCGAUCAACACUGGAAGCCUAUUGCCAUCUAGUGCUGGUGGCAUACAUGGUGGUUCAUUCAAUAGAUCUGAUGGUCCUUUGUCUAAUGGAUAUCAGCAGUUUCCUGCAAAUUUUUCCCUCAGUUCUGGUGGAAACAUGUCAUCAAUGGGUGUUCAAACAAUUACAAGCCAAAUGAUUCCUACUCCCGGAUUUAAUAGUAAUAGUAACAAUAAUAACAAUAACAAUCAGUCUUUCAUGAACUUGGAAUCUGCUAAUAAUGGUGGUGGGUUUUCCACUGUUGAGUCAACGGUGGUGUCGCAACCACCGCAACAAAAGCAGCAUCUUGGUGGUCAAAAUAGCCGUAUAUUGCACAACCUUGGUAGUCAAAUGGGCAGUGGGGGAAUUAGGUCUGGGUUGCAGCAGAAAGCUUAUGGGUUUCCAAAUGGGGCUUUAAAUGGUGGUUUAGGGUUGAUUGGGAAUAAUUUACAACUUGUGAAUGAAUCUGGCACCUCUGAGGGGUUUCUUACUGGUGCUUCUUAUGCUAAUUCACCCAAACCUUUGCAGCAGCAUAUCGAUCAGCAUCAGCGGCCAUUAAUGCAGGGUGAUGGAUAUGGAAUGAGUAAUUCUGAUUCUUUUGGGUCUGGAAACUUUUAUGGUGCUGCAACAUCUGUUGGAUCAAUGAUGAACACUCAGAACUUGGGUUCAGUUAGCUUGCCAUCUAUGUCCAAAUCUAACUCUCCUCUGAUAAAUCAUUCGAAUUUGCAAGCUACGCAACAGGCUGUCUAUAUUAAGCCUCAAUCAGUUGAUCAAUCGGAAAAGAUAAAUUUCCAAGCUCCAAUGACUUCCAGAGAUAAUCUACUACAUCCUCAUCAACAGCAGCAAUUUCAGCAACAGCCACAUCAGUUUCAACAUCGGCAGCAAUUUGUCCAACAGCAACGGCAACAGAAGCAGCACAUUCAGCAGCACCCGCAUAUGUUGAAUAAUGAAUCUUUUGGUCAGCCUCAGAUUACCUCUGAUCUAGGUAGCCAAGUGAAGCGUGAGCCUGGAGCAGAGCACCACAAUGAAGUUAUGCCCUCACAAGUUUCGGAACAGUUCCAAUUGUCUGACAUGCAGAACCAAUUCCAGCAGAAUUCUGCUGAAGACCGAUCCAAGGGUGCUUCCCAUCUCCCUCUUCCAUCUGCCCAGCUUGAUAUCUGCUCACCACAGUCUCAAAAUUCUCAACAAAUGCAUCAAUUGCUGCAUCCAAACCAACUCAUUACGGAUUCUCAAAGUGAUAAUAACCCCCUUUCUGUUGGAGCACAAUCAGAAUCAGCCCUGCAGGGUCAAUGGAAUGUUCAAUCACAAGACAGGAAUCACAUACCGAGGAGCAUGUCACUUGAACACCAUGUCCAAGAGGAUUUCCGUCAGAGAAUAUCUAGGCAAGAUGAGGCUCAGUGUAAUAAUUUGUCAUCAGAAGGUAUUAUUGGUCAAAUUGCUGGUUGUAGAAGCACUGCUGAGCCCCCUAAUUUAAGUGGUGUUACCAGUAGAUCUGGUAAUGCAAACCAUGAACGGACGUAUAUAAAUCAACAGAGGUGGCUUUUGUUCUUGCAACAUGCUCGUGUAUGUGAUUAUCCCAAAGGGAAAUGUCGAACAAUUCACUGCGCAAGUGCUCAAGACUUGUUGUUGCACAUCAGUAAAUGCAAUCUGGCUCCAUGCCCUAGUCGCUCUUGCCGUCAAACCAAGGACUUGCUUGAACAUCAUAAGAAAUGCCGGAGCCCAAGUUGCCCUGUUUGUGUUCCCGUAAGAAACCUUAAACUACGUGCAAGAUUGAAGGUGCGUUCUCGAACAGAUUCUGGUUCUUGUUUGCCUAGUUCAAUUAGUGCAUCCUGUAAAUCCUAUCAUACCGGAGACACUUCAGCUAGAUUGAUCCCGAAGCCUCCCUCAGCCGUUGAAACUUCGGAAGAUCUACAACCUUCUCUAAAACGCAUGAAGAUAGAGCAUUCCUCCCAAUCUCUUCUUAUUCCUGAGAGUGAAAGUUCUGCACUAUCGGUUUCUGUGUUUAGUGAAUCCCAUGGGGGGAAGGACACUCAUCUCCAAGGUAAUCAACAUGGUGAGAUUUGUAUGCCUAUUAAGUCUGAGUUGCCAGAAGUGAAGAUAGAAGUUGCUGAAAAUUCUGGACAAAGUCUUGCUGAGAUGAAGCAUGAUGAUGUGAAUGAUAACUGCAACCAAAGACCUGCUAGUCAACCUGUUGCAUAUGAUGAGCGUUCUGGUUUGUCUACGGAAGAAAAUAUUAAACUUGAGAAAGAGAUGGAUCCAGCUAAGCAAGAAAAUGUGACACAGCCUGCCGAACAUGUGGCAGGUACCAAGUCUGGGAAGCCAAAAAUAAAGGGUGUAUCAUUGACUGAACUUUUCACUCCAGAGCAGGUUAGGGAGCAUAUCACAGGUCUCAGGCAAUGGGUUGGCCAGAGUAAAGCUAAGGCAGAAAAGAAUCAAGCAAUGGAGCAUUCAAUGAGUGAGAACUCUUGUCAGCUGUGUGCAGUUGAGAAGCUCACUUUUGAACCACCACCUAUAUAUUGCAGUCCAUGUGGUGCUCGCAUCAAGCGAAAUGCAAUGUAUUAUACCAUGGGUGCAGGUGAUACACGACAUUAUUUCUGCAUUCCAUGCUAUAAUGAGGCUCGUGGAGAUACCAUAAUUGUUGAUGGUACUAACAUUCCAAAGGCAAGGCUAGAGAAGAAGAAAAAUGACGAAGAGACUGAAGAAUGGUGGGUUCAAUGUGAUAAGUGUGAAGCUUGGCAACAUCAAAUUUGUGCUUUAUUUAAUGGUCGAAGAAACGAUGGUGGACAAGCUGAAUACACUUGCCCAAAUUGCUAUAUACAAGAGGUUGAAAGAGGAGAGCGUAAGCCCUUACCACAGAGUGCUGUUCUUGGGGCUAAAGAUCUGCCAAGAACAAUUCUUAGUGACCACAUAGAGCAGCGUUUAUUUAGGAGGCUGAAGCAGGAAAGACAAGAGAGGGCAAGGCUUCAAGGGAAAAGUUAUGAUGAGGUUGCUGGAGCAGAAUCACUUGUAAUUAGAGUUGUGUCAUCUGUUGAUAAAAAGUUGGAAGUGAAGCAGCGGUUUCUUGAAAUUUUUCAAGAAGAGAAUUAUCCGACAGAAUUUCCGUAUAAAUCCAAGGUAGUUUUGUUGUUUCAGAAGAUUGAGGGUGUAGAAGUUUGCCUAUUUGGCAUGUAUGUUCAAGAGUUUGGAUCUGAAUGUCUAUUUCCAAACCAGCGUCGUGUUUAUCUGUCGUACCUGGACUCUGUGAAGUAUUUCAGGCCAGAGAUUAAAGCAGUUACUGGAGAGGCACUUCGUACAUUUGUUUACCAUGAAAUUCUGAUUGGAUACCUUGAGUACUGCAAGAAACGAGGUUUUACUAGCUGCUAUAUAUGGGCUUGUCCUCCAUUAAAGGGUGAAGAUUACAUUUUAUAUUGUCAUCCCGAAAUUCAAAAAACACCUAAAUCCGAUAAGCUUCGGGAAUGGUAUCUAGCCAUGUUAAGAAAAGCUGCCAAGGAAAAUAUUGUGGUUGAUCUCACUAAUUUAUACGACCAUUUCUUUGUAUCUAGUGGUGAAUGUAAGGCUAAGGUAACUGCAGCUAGGUUGCCAUAUUUUGAUGGUGACUACUGGCCUGGUGCUGCGGAGGAUCUUAUUUAUCAGAUGCGUCAAGAAGAGGAUGGCAAAAAACAGAAUAAGAAAGGAACAACUAAGAAGACCAUAACAAAGAGGGCUCUAAAAGCAUCUGGCCAGUCUGAUCUUUCUGCUAAUGCAUCGAAGGAUCUGCUACUCAUGCAUAAACUCGGAGAAACCAUUUCCCCAAUGAAGGAAGAUUUUAUCAUGGUUCAUUUACAGCAUUCUUGCACACACUGUUGUAUCCUAAUGGUAUCUGGAAACCGUUGGGUUUGCAACCAGUGCAAAAAUUUUCAGCUUUGUGAUAGGUGUUAUGAGGCUGAACAGAAACGUGAAGAAAGAGAAAAACAUCCAAUCAAUCAGCGGGAAAAACAUGCCCUCUAUCCAGUUGAAACUACUGAUGUACUUGCUGAUACGAAGGACAAAGAUGAGAUUCUUGAGAGUGAAUUCUUUGAUACCAGACAGGCAUUUCUGAGUCUUUGUCAAGGAAAUCAUUAUCAGUAUGACACCUUACGCCGGGCUAAACAUUCCUCGAUGAUGGUCCUUUACCAUCUUCAUAAUCCAACUGCUCCUGCGUUUGUGACAACAUGCAAUAUAUGUCAUCUUGACAUUGAAACUGGUCAGGGUUGGCGAUGUGAAGUAUGCCCUGAUUAUGAUGUAUGCAAUGCUUGUUAUCAAAAAGAUGGGGGUAUUGAUCAUCCUCAUAAGUUGACAAACCAUCCAUCCGUGGCUGAUCGUGAUGCUCAGAAUAAAGAAGCAAGGCAAAUAAGAGUUGUACAGCUUAGGAAGAUGCUUGAUCUUCUGGUGCAUGCAUCACAAUGUCGUUCUGCACUUUGCCAGUACCCAAAUUGUCGCAAGGUGAAGGGGCUUUUUCGCCAUGGAAUACAAUGCAAAACGCGUGCAUCUGGAGGUUGUGUUCUCUGUAAGAAAAUGUGGUAUCUUCUUCAACUUCAUGCUCGAGCUUGCAAAGAAUCUGAAUGCCACGUACCGCGUUGCAGAGAUCUAAAAGAACACUUAAGGAGGCUACAGCAGCAGUCGGAUUCACGGCGAAGAGCUGCUGUGAUGGAGAUGAUGAGACAGAGAGCUGCAGAGGUUGCCAGCAAUGCUGGAUGACCAAUUUGUACAUAGUGAUAUGGGAGUUUUGAAGAAAGCCCUUGAGAUAGAGGGGAGGUAGACCAUAGUUUUGUGCUGCUCCACUAAGACCAUUACUGGAAAGUAGGCAGUCAGUUGAUGGGCGAAAGUGGUGGGGAACAAAACAGGAGAUUGGUUCAUAUUUUCACUUGUUAGGGAAAUAUUCUUUUUUUUUUCAUUUAGAUGAUGAUCCGCGACUCAAUUCUCCCGGAGCAAGUGAAGUUUAUUGAUAGGAGCCGCCCUCUUCAACAAACCACUAACACCAGUGUUGCUCGGGGGUAUUAGUGUACUGAUGCGUGUCUUACUUACUGUGGCCCAAUUUGGUGAUUCUUUAAUUUUACAAUCCGCUUUUAUUCUGUAAGAAUGUCGUCCUUGGGUGGCAAGUGUAGUAUAAUUGUUCUCAUCUUUCUAGAUAAUAUUUUCUUACAAAGGAAUGUCAGAGGGAGUUUAGUUUCGAAGCCCUCUCUCUCUCUCUCUCUCUUUUUUUUUUUUUUCUUUUUCUUUUGUAGACCGUGUUAUUUAAAGAUGGAAAAAAAAUAAGUAGAGCAUAUCCAACACUGCAGGAAUUCAUUUU
Alnus glutinosa is the source of this 6254-nucleotide messenger RNA. Its product is annotated as histone acetyltransferase HAC1-like. The record is from RefSeq and is a predicted model, not a curated record. The coding region runs from base 371 to 5662 and encodes 1763 amino acids. Gene Ontology annotation, cellular component: histone acetyltransferase complex; transcription regulator complex. Lineage: Eukaryota; Viridiplantae; Streptophyta; Magnoliopsida; Fagales; Betulaceae. Gene Ontology annotation, molecular function: chromatin DNA binding; transcription coactivator activity; histone acetyltransferase activity. Gene Ontology annotation, biological process: positive regulation of transcription by RNA polymerase II. The transcript has 17 exons.